Messenger RNA from Belonocnema kinseyi, 528 nucleotides. RefSeq lists its product as uncharacterized. The transcript is spliced from 2 exons. The record is from RefSeq and is a predicted model, not a curated record. The coding region runs from base 1 to 528 and encodes 175 amino acids. NCBI's taxonomy places the organism in Eukaryota, Metazoa, Arthropoda, Insecta, Hymenoptera, Cynipidae.
AUGAUUAAGAAGCCGAAUGGGAAGUACAGAUUUUGUUUAGAUUUUAGAAAAGUCAAUAAUGUCACUAAAAAGGAUUUAUACCCAGUACCGAUUAUGGCAGAAAUUUUGGACACCUUACGUUCAACGAAAUAUAUUUUCAAAAUAGACCAACAUUCGGCUUAUAAUCAAAUACCACUGGAAUCAAAUUCCCGAGAAAUUACAGCAUUUAUGGUUCCAGGAAAAGGAUUUGUUGUAAAUGGCAGGGGCUUACAGAUUGAUGAGGAUAAAAUAAAACCAAUUCUGGAUUUCCCACGUCCGAAAACAGUCAAGCAACUGCAGCUUUUGAUAGAAAUGGCUUCGUGGUACAGGCGACUUAUGCCACAUUUUUCUGAAAUUAUAGAUUUUAGACAACCCUUCCAGUUGGAAACCGAUGCAAGUGAUAUAAACCUAGGAGCUGUACUCACUCAGAUAAUCGAAGGAAAUCAAAUCGUUAUAGCUUAUGCCAGUAGACGCUUAAAUGAAGCGGAGCAAAAAAAAUUCAGCAUCUGA